AUGGAGGAGACGCCAGACCUUUCCUCUCCUGCUGCUUCACCCUCUCCCCCUUCAACAGUAUCAGAGACAACAGGAUGUACAGCAGCAGCAGCAGCAGCAGAAGCAGCAGAAGCAGCAACAGCAGCAGCAGCAGUUGCUGCUGCUCCUAAGAAGGCCAAGAAAGAAUCUUCUCCUUCGCCUCCAUCAGAUCCUUCAGAGCAUUCUGCUGCUGCAGCACAAGGUGCAGCAGCAGGAGAAGCAGCAGCAGCAGCAACAUCAGCAGCAACAGCCGCAGCAGCAGCAAACUUUGGGACUGCGUAUUUGCCUUCGCUUCUCUCCAGACAAGAAGCAGCAGCAGCAACACCAGGCGCCACACCAACAGCAGCAGCAGCAACACCAGGCGCCACACCAACAGCAGCAACAGCAGCAGCAGCAGCAGCAGCAGCAACGGCUGCAGCAGCAGCUUCGCCGGAUCCUAUUAUUACUGCUCGUGUUCUUUGCUUCAAAGAUCUUGAGCUGCAGCAGCAGCAGCAACAGCAAAAGCAGCAGGAGCAGCAGGAGCAGCGACGACAGCAGAAAGAGCUAGAGCAGCAGCAGCAGCAGCAGCAACACGAUGGGGCGCAUGCAAAGGUUGCGGCUGCUGCAGCUUGCAGCAGCUUCAGAGGCAACCGGAAAAAGCAGCAGCAGGAGCAGCAAAAGGAGCGGCAGCACAACAGCAGCAACAGCAGCAACAGCAGCAGCAGCAGCAGCAAAUGUGCUGCAGCAGGUAUGCGAUUUAAGUAUAUUGGCUCAUGGAGACGCUGCACUAAGGACGGCAAGCGUGUUGCUGAGGAAGCCAUCAGCAGCAGCAGCAGCAGCAGCAGCAGCAGCAGCAAAGGGGAGUCUGAUACAAGUAAACUGAAGCAGCAGCAGAAGGAGAAUGAGCAACAGCAGCAGCAGCAGCAGCAGCAGCUGCCUCUGCCACCUAUGCGUAGACUAGGUGUCUGCACACCUCCUCUCCCGUGUCCUCUUAAGGGCUGCAGCAGCUGCAGCAGCUGCAGCAAACGUCAGCGGGUCAAGCUGCUGCUGCAACAUGUCCCGAUAAACAGCAGCAGCAGCAGCAGCAGCAGCAGCAAUGCGGUAUCUGAAGGUGCAGCAGACACCGGAGUGGUGUACAGCCACAGCUUGACCUCCUUAUUCAAUCCACAGGCUAAAGCCAAGCCCAUCAACAGCAGCAGCAGCAGCAGCAACAGCAGCAGCAACAGCAGCAGCAGCAGCAGCAGCAGUUGGGGGGGAUCGUUAGCAGCACAGCAGCAGCAAAGUUUAAUUUGCUGCAGCGCAGCAAUGGUGCAGCAAAUACCUGCAGCGUAUAGACCAUUGGUCCAUCUACAGAUUGUCUCCUCUGCCAACAGCAGCAGCAGCAGCAGCAGCAGCAGCAGCAGCAACACGCAUGCAACUUGCUGCUGCACAUGCGGAAGAGACCGCCAUGAGAGCGCACUGCCGCUGCCUCAUCCGGUGGAGCCUUCUUUGUUUUGCUUCCUUCGUUCGCUGCAGCAGCUAGAUCUGCGCAGCAACAAUCUUGCUGCUGUUCCUUCGCAUCUGCAUUUGCUGCAGCAGCUGCAGCAGCUGCUGCUAGAUGGUAAUAAGCUGCUGUGUCUCCCUCCUUGUGUAUGGCUGCUGCCGCGGCUGCAGCUGCUGUCUGCUACAUCCAACUUUAUUGAUCAUAUAUGUCCUCCUCAUAAGCAGCAGCAACUGCAGCAGCAACAACAGCAGCAGCAAGAAAAGCAGCAGCAAGAGCAGCAGCAGCAGGUGCAGCAGCAGCUGCUGCAGCUACAGGAACUACGAUUGACGGCAAACGCAAUCGAUUCCUUAUACUUCCUUGCUGCAGGUUGCCAUGGGGGUGCCAUGCGGCAGCAGCAUUACCUGCAGCAGCAGCAGCAGCAGCAACACGAAUUGCAGCAGCAGCAGCAGCAGCAGCAGCAAGGACUGGCAGCAGCAGAAGACUGGAAUUGGUUCUGCGGGAAGGCGCCAGCAUGCACAGCAGCAGCAACCAGCUCAUUGACAGCAGCAGAACCAGCAGCAGCAACACCUGCUGAAGCAACAACAACUACUGCUGCUGCUGCUCCAGCAGCAGCAGCAGCAGCAGCAGCAGCAGAUGGAGAUAUUCUGUUUAGCUGCCUACGUAAGGUGUAUAUUGACUGCAACAAAUACACCCGGCUGCCUUUGUGUCUCCAUCGUUUGUCUCCUUUGCUGCAGCAGCUAGCUAUAGAUUGGGGCUGCUACUUGCAUGCAAAGCAGCAGCAGCAGCAUCAGUUGCCUUGGAGGCUGCUGCAAGGAGAACGACUGCAGCAGCUGCUGCAGCUGCUGCAGCAAGUACACCAAUGGCUGCUGCAGCAAGGACACAAAAGAGCAGCAAGAGAUCGGUAUCUCCUUAGCAGCAACUGCUGCAGCUGCUGCGGCAGCAGACGUUGGGGAGGUCCAAGCCCUCGUUUCUGCAGCAAAUGCAGCAGCACCAACAGCACCAGUAGCACCAGCACCAGCAGCAGCAGCAGCAGCAGCAGCAGCAGCAGGAAGCAGCAACCUAUAAGAGUUUGCUGCGCAGGUAUUUCCUUUACAGAGUUUUUAUACUUUGAUUCGCGACCACCAGAGACAUGGAGGAUAGAGGACCUUAUACCUCCCUGCAGCAGCAGCAGCAGCAGCAGCAGCAGCAGCAGCAGGAGCGGCUGCAGUAGCCGCAGCAGCAGCGGAGUCGAUGGCAGCACUCUUAGUAGCAGCAACAACAACAGCAGCAGCAGCAGCAGCAGCAGCAACCGCAGCAACUGGAACUUCCCUACGGACCUAAGUGACUACAGCGACAGCUCCAGCAGCAGCGACGAAGAUAGCAGCAGCAGCAGCAGCAGCAGCAGCAGCAGCAAGAGGCAGCGCAAGAGACUGUCCUUUGCUGCUGCUUUUGCUGUAUCUAAGAUUGGUGGCAGCAGAAGUUGCUUCAUUAGAGCAGCAAGAGAGGGGAAUGAGGGAGUGCUGCAUGCGCUGCUCUCGCGGAAGGCAGCAAAGCGUCUGCAGCACAUACACCGUAGGCUGCUGCAGCUCUCCAACUCCAGCAGCAGCAGCAGCAGCAGCAAUGAGGAGCAGGCUUUACUGUUUAGGGAUGCAAGGAGGCAGCAGCAGCUGCUGCAGCAGCUGCUGCUGAUGCUGCGGAGGACGGGACCCUUUGGCUGCGGUGGGGAUGCUGGGCAACGAGACGCGGAUGGCAACACCCCUCUGCAUGUCUUAUUCUCUAUAAGCAACCAUGCAUGCUAUGAGGAGCAAGAGCAGCAAGAGCAGCAGCAGCAGCAGCAGCAGCAUCGGCCAUGGGGAAUGGGGAGAGAGGGAGCUGCUGCAGCAGAAGAUGUCCCUACACCUGCAGCCAUAGAAGCAGCGCAUGCAGCAGCAGCAGCAGCAGCAGCAGCAGCAAAAGGUGAAUCUCCUGAGCAAAUAUACAAAAGGGCAAGAGAAUCAUUUGCUGCAGUGUAUGGAUUGCCUCUGCCGCGUCUUGCUGCUGUUGCGCUGCUGCUGCUGCUGCACCCUAAGGCCCUUGCUGUCUCCCCGCAGCAGGAGGAGCAGCAGCGCCGCCACCGUUUGCUGCUGCAGCAGCGAAGCCUCUUUUUGCUGCAGCAGCAGCACCAUCGGUUGCUGCCAGUCUAUGAAGAAAGCAGCAACUGCAACAGCAGCAGCAGCAACAGCAGCAAGACAUUGGCCGGUGGGAGCAGAGUAUUGGUACCAACAGCAGCAACUGCAGCAGCAGCAGCAGCAGCAGCAGGGGCGGAUGCUGCUGCUGCACUAGCAGCAGCAGCAGCAGAUACAUUAUCUAUUUGUUCCUCUGCUAGGGCUAAUGCAUUUAAUUGCUGCUUCUGGUCCCCCCUACACUUAGCAGCAAAAACAGGAGGGCAGCAGCAGCUGCUGCUGUGUCUGCUGCUGCGGCAUGUAUCUCCUCCUGAAUGCAUGCAAGGCUGCUGCUCGCAUGCAGAGCCUCCUGCUGCACUUGCACCAGGAACAGCAGCAGAAGCAGCAGCUGCUGCUCUUGCUGCUACUCUUGAAGAGCAGCAACGGGUUGCAGACAGCCGCAACAACAGCAACAGCAGCAGCAGCAGCAGCAACAGACUCCCACCAAUAGCAGAAACAGAGGAAGCAUGCUGGGGGAUAUAUGCAGCAGAAGCAGCAGCAGUAGCAGCAGCAGCAGCAGCAACACAAUCAGGGAGAAUAGGCGUUGCAGAUAGUUUCUCGUUAACAGAGGAGGCACUAGAUUUGCUGCUGCUGCUCCUUGGACGUCUACCUCUCCCCAGCAGCAGCAACAGCAGCAGCAGCAGCAGCAGCAGCAGCAGCAAAGCAGCACUACUCUGCCCCUCUCUUAGUAUUUGCAGAUAUACAUUUGAAUUAAAUAUAAGAGGAGGAGGAAAUUGGUGGACCCCUCUGCAUCUUGCUGCACACGGAGGGAACGUACGUUGCCUGCAGCAGCUACUGUCCUUAGGUUGCUCCCCUUCUUCCUUCUCGCGGCUGCAGCGAAGCCCGCUGUCUGUGGCUAGGGGCCCCAAGCAGCGGUGCAUGCAGCUGCUGAUGCAGCAGCAGCAGCAGCAUAAUACCUGGCGCAUGCUUCAAGAUAACAGCAGCAACAGCCUCAACAGCAGCAGCAGCAGCAGCAGCAGCAGAAGCAGCGGGUGGAUAAGCAAGUUUGCUGCUGCUCUGGAAGAUCUAACCGAUGAUGCUGCUGUGUCUCAGCAACCAGAACAGCAGCAGCAGCAGCAGCAGCAGCAGCACACGACGGCGAGCAAGGACCUAGAGAAAAAUCAGAGCAAGGACACCACCAACGACAGCCAGCAGCAAGAGCAACAGCAGCAGAAAGAGCAGCAGCAGCUGCUGCUGCAGCAAGGACAACCUGAGAUAGCCGAACGUGCGGCAGUAGAAGCAGACGAGUUCUGGGGUGGUGCAGAUCCGGUGUAUCCUCUUGAUGCAUUUGCUGCUGCUGUUUAUUCUGCUGUGGGGUUUCUAGACCCUCUAAGUGCAGCAGCAGCAGCAGGGGCUGCAGCAGGAACUGCAUUGGGGGUUCUGGAGAUGCACAGCAGCAGCAGCAGUAGCAGCAGCAGCAGCAACGGCAGCAUUCCGAUUCAAGAUGAGGAGAUUAUUCGUAACUCGUUGCUGCAGCAGGCGCUUCGUGUUGCUUCUGCUGCUGCUGUUGAAGGUCCUCCCUGCCGUCUGCAUGCGCUGCUGCAGCAUUGCUGCUUCCCUGCUGCUGCUGCUGCAUUGCUGCCGUUUGCUGCUGCUGCUGGGAUGUCUCAAGCUGCAGCAGCACUCGUGCCUCUGUGCGCAGCGACUGCUGCUGGUUCUGCUGCUGCUGCUGGUGCGGCCUUCAAUAGUAUGCAGUGCAACACCAGCACUACCAGCAGCAGCGGCUACGGCGACAGAAGCAGCAGCAGCAGCGACAGCAGCAGCAGCAACAGCAGCAGCAGCAGUCGCUCCCACAAGACAACAGCCAACGCGAAUGCCUGCGCUUCCUUUUGGGGUCCUAGGCCUCGAAGGGCAUUAACAGCAGCAGCAACAGCAGCAGCAGCAGCAGAAGCGGCAGCAGACAUGAAAGAAAAGGACAUGCAGCUGCUGCAGCAGCACGGAUGGAUGUACACUUCGUUGCUGCUUGCUGCUGCAGCACACGGAGACGCAGCCUUAUGCCGCUGUAUUCUUGGCUCUUUGAGUAUAGCCGAUAGACUCCGCGCUCUUAAGCAACGAGGGUCUCCUAGAGGGACGACAAUAUUUCUUGCUGUUUGCCGGGGGACACCAUUCCAUUGUCGCUUGGCGGGUUUCUUUACGCCUUUGGAUGCCAGCAGCCGCCCCGAUCUUGUUGGCUGGCUGUUGCGCUGCUUUGCUGCUACUCGGGUCCAGUUGCAGCAGCAGAAGCAACAGAAGCAGCAGCAGCAGGAGCAGCAGCAAGGACAACAUGAGCAGCAAGUGCAGGGACAGGUUCAAGAGCAUCCGGUGCAGCACCAGCGGCAGCAGCUCUGCUGUUGCUGCUGCUGCACCUCAGCAGCAGUACGCCGGCAGGUGCUGCUGCGCUCAGACUCUCGCGGCUACUUCCCGCUGCUUGCUGCUGUGCAUCACUGCAGCAGCGAGGAUUUGCUGCAGCAGUUGCUGCAGUUCUGCUGCAGCUGUAUGUACAAACUUGAUCCAGACAGGAGCAGCAGCAGCAGCAGCAGUAGCAUCAGCAGCAGGUGUCCUUGGGUGCCGGCCUGGCAGCAGCAAGAGGGAGAGGGUCCCCGCAUGCUCGCUCAAGGUUACAGGGCCUCAGAGCUGCGGGCGCUGCUGCGCUGCGCUCGUGCGAGCCUGCAGCAAAGGAAGUAUGGCGUACUGCUGCACCUUCUUUAUUUUAAGGCUUUGCUGCCUUCCUGUGCCAGCAGCAGCAGCAGCAAACGUAGCAGCAGUAGCAGCAGCAGCAGCAGCAGCAGCAGCAGCCAUAUCCAUACGCGAGCCUUGCAACCGUGUUGCUUUCCCUUCUAUUGGGAACAGAAACAACUGCAGCAACACUUGCAGCAGCAACAGCAACAGCAGCAGCACCAUAAGGGGCAGAGCUUCGAAUACCCGCGUCUGCCUUCUGCUGCCGAGGCUGAAUUGCUGCUGCUGCGCCUGCAGCUGCUGCUGUUGGCUACUGCAGCAGGGGAUGCUCGAGGUGUCUCAAUGUUGGUCAUUAGCGGCUGUGCUGAUGGUUGUUUGCUGCUGCAGGCUGCUCUUGUGCUGCUGAUGUGCAGCAGCAGUGCAGCAGCCGCUGCUGCUGCUGCUGCACCAGGUGCAGCAAUAGUAACAUCUGCAGCAGCAGGGGAACCGCGCAACCAGAAGUUGCUGCAGACUCCGAGAUGUUUGUCCAGAGCAGCAACACCGGGAGCAGCAGCAAAAACAGCAGCAGCAGCAGCAGCAGCAGCAGCACCUUGGGGUGUAUCGCGAGCUUCGCGACGGCUGACGAGACUGUCAGGCACUUUGUGGCGGUGGGCUAUAGCUGGUGGCUUCCCUCUGGAUCUAAUACACAACCAGCAGCAGCAAUUGCAGCAACAGCAGCAGCAGCAACAGCAGCAGCAACAGCAGCAGCAGAAGCAACAACAGGGCCCAAAACCUCACGGUUGCGUACAGCCCUCUCCGCCACUUCAGCAGCAGCAAGAAGAGAAACAGUACAAUGAGGUGCAACAGCAGGACCGGGAACAGGAGCAACAAGGGCAGCAGCAGCAGCAACAGCAGCAGCAGCAACAGCAGCAGCAGCAACAGCAGCAGCAACAAUACUUGCUGUUCGAUGCCUUGUUGACUACUGGAGAUAAUCCCCUAGAGCCUCAUUUCUCUGCUGCUGCUGCUGAGCAGCAGCAGCAGCAGCAGCAAGUACUGCAGGAAGCUGAAUAUGCAGCAACAGCAGCAGCAGCAGCAACAGCAGCACCAGAUAGCUCACAGAUGCUUAAAGAUGUUUUGCUGCUGCCGCUGCCGUCUUCAGCAGCAGCAGCAGCAGAAGCAGCAGUAACAGCAGCAGCAGCAGCUGCUGCUGCAGCAGGAGAAACAGUGAUAUCAACAAUGACGGCAACAGGAGCAGCACCAACAGCAACAGCAGCAACAGCAGCAGCAGCAACAUGGCCUGCACCUGCUACAGUAGCAGCUCUUGUGUUACCACCGCCUGCUCCUGUUUUUUUGCUGCUGCAGUCAGCAGCAGCAGCAAAACUAUCUCCUCAAGGAGCACAAUAUUCUUGCUGCCGCUGCUGCUGCAAAGGGGAGCUGCUGUCACGGCGGCUGCAGCAGCCGCACCGCACGAGCGAUGCAGCACUGCAGCAGCAGCACACUGAUGCAGCUAACACCCUGCAGCAGCAGCAGCAGCAACAGCAACAGCUGCAGCGGCAGAACAUGCAGGAGAAAACCACACCACGAUCUCGCAAGGAAGCUGUAGAUAGCAGCAGCAGCAGCAGCAGCAGCCACCCCUCGUUCCACUGCUGGAGCUGCGCAAUGCCUCUAUGCCCCUCCUGCGUCGUUUGGCUGCCAGAGCCACGCCUGCCAACGUUGCAGCAGCUGCGGCAGCAGAUGCACCAGCAGCAGCAGCAGCUGCUCCUGCUGCUGCCGCCUCUUGCUACUCCUAAAGCUGGACAGGCUACAGAAGCAGCAGUACAGCAGCAGGAACAGCAGGAGCAGCAGCAGCAACGUGAGGAUAGCCAAAUACUUGUGGGCAAAACAGCAGCAGCAGAAGAGUCAACAGUCUCUCUGCCCAUUGCAUCAGAAACAGAAGCAGCAGCACCAACAGCUGAUGCAGCAGCAGCAGCAGCAGAAGCAGCAUGCAUUAGCAGCGGAGAGAGUUCGCUCCUUCUGACGGUGCAGCAGACAACGGCACUGGGCCAACUGCAGCAGCAACAGUAUCCGCCGUCACAGCAGCAGCAGCAACAGCAGCAACAGGAGAGCCAGAGCCACCAGCAGCCGCUGCAGCAGCAGCAGCAGCAACAACUACUACAGCAGCAAAACCAGGAGCACGCAGCUCUUGCUGCACAAGAAAAUCUCUCCUGCUCUGCACAAUCGGCGAGUGCAGCAACAGCAGCAGCCGCUGUUACUUCUCCUUCGGUUGCUGCUGGUGCUGAUGCUGCUGCUCGCGCUGCUGCUGCUGCUGCUGCUGAUGCUGCAGCGACCGAUCCCAAGCCAAAGCCGCUGCGGCUGCGGCAGAGCCUGUGGAGUUGGCUGCGGCCUUCUGGUGCUCAGACGCAGCAGCAAAAAAGGCAGCAGCAGCAGCAGCAACAACAACAACAGCAAGUGCCGCAACAACAAGGGCAGCAGGAGCAGCAACAACAACAAGAAAAGCUGCAGCAGCAGGAGCCAACAGCAGCAGCAGGUCGGCCAGCAUGGAGAAGGCUGGUAGAAAAAAGUUAUAGGCGCCUUAAGAGCAGCAGCAGACGCCUUACUGGUAUACAGGCAGCUACCCCUAGAGAUGAAUUAGCAGCAGCAGCAGCAGCAGCAGCAGGAAGGCCACAACGGGUGGCAGCGGCGAAAGGUGCGGGACUACGAGCAGCAGCAGGAGCAGGAGCAGCAGCAGCAGCAGGGGACGCUAGCUACACGGCGAGCUCAUUUGCUGCUUGCAGCAGCUCAACGUGCAUUAAUGCUGAUGAAUUGUUGCUGCAGCAAUCUUCGCAGCAGCCGGCCCUUGCAGCAGCAGCAACAACAGCAGCAGCAACAGCAGCAGCAACAGCAGCAGAACUAGAAGACAGCUGGGAGUAUCUCCUAGGGAUUCCCGAGAUGCCCAUGACUGCUGCUGCCUUCCAACGAGGUCGCAAGGAGGAGGAGCAGCAGCAGCAGUGGCAGCUGCAGCACGAAGAGCAGCAACAGCAGCAGCUGUUGCUGCAGAGCAGCACUCUGGCAAUACAGAAGCAAGACUCUCUUAUAAGACAGCAGCAGGCUCAGCAGCACCACCGUUUGCUGCAGCAGUUCGUAGCUGAACGCCAAGCAGCAUCAGCAUUCCCCCUCCCUUGCAGCAGCAGCUGCAGCAUUUUUGACCCUUCAAGAUCAGCAGCAGCAGCAGCAACAGCAGCAACAGCAGCAGCAGUGCCAGAAGCCAGAGCAAGGCAUAAGACAACAGGCCAGGUGCACGCGGUGUCUUCAGAAGAAGAUCCAUCUCUUGUAUCUUCAGCUCUGCAGUGGGCCCCCUCAGAGGGGGGGCCCUCCAUCACGGAGGGGGGGCCCUCCCUUACUGAAGGGGGCCCCUCCGAAGGUUCAAGUGUUUCAUUAUCUAUGCUGAGCCCGUUGCUGGGGGCCCCCAAAGGAAGCAGCGGUGUACUCAAGGCAGGGGCCCCCGGAGGGGGCCCCCCAAGGGCCCCCUCUAGAGACCCCGAUAUGUUCUUGUCUUGGUGCUGCAUGUGCAGCAACUGUGCUGACUUCUAUAGAGAAAAUUAA
Messenger RNA from Eimeria maxima, 9876 nucleotides. RefSeq names its product leucine rich repeat containing protein / ankyrin repeat containing protein, putative. NCBI's taxonomy places the organism in Eukaryota, Apicomplexa, Conoidasida, Eucoccidiorida, Eimeriidae. The record is from RefSeq and is a predicted model, not a curated record. The transcript has 13 exons. The coding region runs from base 1 to 9876 and encodes 3291 amino acids. Gene Ontology annotation, molecular function: protein binding.